AUGGAAGGGGGGAGGGAGCUGUUUUCGUCAAAGUACUUCAGCUCCUUUGGCUAUAUUGUUACCUUGUUUCACCUUCUACCUGUAGUAAUAUUUAGCGGAUAUACAGGAAGUCUGAGAACCAGCGAACGUAAAACAUUUAGCUGUCCGUCCUUUCCAGAUUCUUGGGAGGACUGUUUGGUGAAAUACGACGAGCAUUACAAUUCUCCUUUUCCACUGUACGGAUUUGUUCUUUUGUGUUUUCUUCCGCCGUUGGCUGUGUCCAUCGCUUACUCAUGGUGCUUUGUGAAAUCACGAGUUGAUGAGAGAGAAAUCGCUUUGAAACCAGAUCCAGAAGACCCUAGGCCUCGUCCAGGACUAAGAACUCGCCGAUUGUUUUAUUCCUACUUUCUUCAUCUUCUGGUGCGACUCGUAUUGGGGAUUUCGUUUCUAGUGUUACAGAACUUGGUGUUUUAUCCAAAUGGCUUUCCCACGAAAUUUGCCUGCGUUUCUCCUACCGUAAAGCCCACAGUAAUCCUAAAUUCCACGGAUUUCAAUGUGACAGAAGAUGAUGGCUUGGCUAUUGACUGUGACAAUUCUGUUGGAUCUGACAAUGCUACCUGUGCGAUGGGAAUUUGGGUAGUGAACAUUCUGUUCGCUAUUCUCGUGUUUGGAGAGUUAUGUUAUCUUGUAAUGCGAGCAGUAAGAAGUAAAAAAUUCACAUUCGAUUCCGAAUUUUGUCAAAAAUACUUUUUUAACAAGAGUGGAACUGCAAUCACUCUCCAUGAGGUUACCUUGCGCAUGAAAAGACGAGUGCGCGAAGAAACAGAAGUUUUGGAACCUUUGAUUGCUCAACCCGAAAUCGAGAGCAACAGACUGUUGGAUGACAUUUUCGUCGAUCUUGUUAUUUACACGGGUAGAGCGAAAUACGAAUUUGUCGACUCGCUGGAAAGACACGAAAUAUUUGAGAUCUAUUUGAAGCCCCAGUGUGGAUCUAUUGCUAUAAAGAAACUUGAAGAGUUACUCCUUCCCAACAAAGAUACCGAGAAUCCUCGCAAAAUCCUUGUCAUUGGUCGCCCAGGGAUCGGAAAGUCUUUGAUAUGUUCGAAACUAUCGCGUGACUGGAGCAAGGGUGACCUCUUGUGUGACAGUAACAAAAGCUUCAAACAUUUGUUCCUGUUUCAGUUUAGAUGGUUCAAUACUGAGACAUCCACGAAGAUUACUCUCGAACAUCUAUUGAGUUGUUUAGUUUCGGAAGGAAGUGUUGGCAAGGUCGUUUUGCAGGACAUUUUGGAUAACCCUGAGAAAGUUCUACUUAUCUUUGAUGGCCUAGAUGAAUUUAAGCACCAUGAGAGCUGUUUGGAGGACGAGAGAGCACAAGGUGGAAAUAGUCCAACAGAUGAGAAGCCAUUCUCUGCACUGUAUGUGAAACUAAUCAGAGGAAAACAGCUUCCUGGAGCCACAGUUCUGACAACUUGUAGACCCAAUGAGGCACAAAGUUUUGCAGGUCUAAAAUUAUUUGACCGAAGAGUGGAGAUAAUGGGAUUUACACCAGAGAAAGUUCAGAAAUAUGUACACAAGUUUUUUGCUCCCGACACUGAGACAGGGAACAGAAUAUGGGGACAUAUCAGUAGCAAUGCUGAGUUGUUGUCCUUGUGUUACAUUCCUAUGAACAGUUUCAUUGUCUGUUCCAUUUUGGAAGAGUUGAUCAAACUGCAAGACACCGAUUCAGGAAGUGCAUUGCUCACAACCUCAACUGAGAUUUACAAUGGAGCAUUGAGGUUUUUUAUUUUCAAGUGCCACCCAGAAUACAAGGGCAAACAGUUGACAGAGGAUUAUCUUGCAGGAAAUGUUGGCUUCUCAGAUUCUGUUGAAAAAACAUUAAGUCAAGUAGAAUCACUGGCAAAAACAGGGAUAGAACAAGGGCGACUGGUGUUUAAUUUAGCAGAAGUCAAGGGAAUUGAAGGCUGUGGCUUGUUUAACCGCAUGCCAAACCUUGAGAUUGCACCUUAUAAAUUUGAGCCUCAUUUUUGUUUCAUCCAUUUGACACUGCAGGAGCUGCUUGCAGACAGAAGAAUUGCAAAGAUGAAGCCCAGUGAUCUCAGUGAUUUUAUCACUUUAAAUGUCUCAGAUCGAAAGUGGCAUCUUGUGAUUCAGUUUGUGGCAGGUCUUCUUGGUGGCCAGGAACCUAUUGAAUCUAUUGACAGUUAUAUCAGCCUUCUUUGUGAUUCUUUGACAAAAGAGCUGCCAAUGAAGACGUCCAAAACACGACAGAAGGCUUUACUCUUGAUGAAAUGUUUGCACGAGUGUAACAAUGAAACUGUCCUAAAGAAAGUAGCUUCUAAACUGCAGAAGAACAGUAUGUUUGGUAACAGAUUAGAUUUGUCAGAUAGUCAACUAACACCUGCUGACUGUCCAGCAAUUGGGCAUUUCAUAACACACCUGCAAGAACUAUCUGAGCUGGUCCUUUGUAACGUAGCAGACCAAGGUGUAGCACACCUGUGUGGUGCUCUGAAAGAUGGAAAUUGUAAACUCACUAAGUUGAGCCUUGAUUGCAGCCAUAUAACAGACCAGGGUGUGGCACACCUGUGCGAUGCACUGAAAGAUGGAAAUUGUAAACUCACUAAGUUGAGCGUUGGUUACAACCAUACAACAGACCAGGGUGUGGCACACCUGUGUGAUGCACUGAAAGAUGGAAAUUGUAAACUCACAGUGUUGAACCUUGUGUGCAACCAUAUAACAGACCAGGGUGUGGCACACCUGUGUGAUGCACUGAAAGAUGGAAAUUGUAAACUCACUAAGUUGAGCCUUGGUUACAACCAAAUAACAGACCAGGGUGUGGCAAACCUGUGUGUUGCACUGAAAGAUGGAAAUUGUAAACUCACAGUGUUGAACCUUGUGUGCAACCAUAUAACAGACCAAGGUGUAAAACACCUGCGUGAGUCGCUGAAAGAUGGAAAUUGUAAACUCACUAAGUUGAGCCUUGGUUACAACCAUAUAACAGACCAGGGUGUAGCACGCCUGUGUGUUGCACUGAAAGAUGGAAAUUGUAAAGUCACUAAGUUGGACCUUUCUCUUACCAAAAUAACAGACCAAGGUGCAAAACACCUGCGUGAUGCACUAAAAGAUGAAAAUUGUAAACUCACUGUGUUGGACCUUGGUGCUACCAAUAUAACAGAACAAGGUGCAGCAUACCUGUGUGAUGCACUGAAAGAUGUAAAUUGCAGACUCACUAAGUUGUACCUUCAUGAGACCAAUAUAACAGACCAGGGUGUGGCACGCCUGUGUGAUGCACUGAAAGAUGAAAAUUGUAAACUCACGGAGUUGAACCUUGCACGCAACCAUAAAACAGACCAGGGUGUAGAACACCUGUGUGAUGCACUAAAAGAUGGAAAUUGCAAACUCACUAAGUUGGAUCUUUAUUUUAACAAUAUAACAUACCAGGGUGUGACACACCUGUGUGAUGCACUGAAAGAUGGAAAUUGUAAACUCAUGGAGUUGAACCUUCAACAGAACCAUACAACAGACCAGGGUGUAGCACAGCUGUGUGAUGCACCGAAAGAUGGAAAUUUUAAACUCACUUAG
Messenger RNA from Porites lobata, 3561 nucleotides. The record is from the annotation of a GenBank genome assembly. Lineage: Eukaryota; Metazoa; Cnidaria; Anthozoa; Scleractinia; Poritidae.